AUGGGUCAGGGCAUAUCGCCAUCGCACCCACCAACAGAACUAUCGCAUAUCGCAUAUUUUCUCAUUAUCGUGCAGCCCUAUCAACAACUAUCUUCAGCUUUUGUAAAGAUAGGCGAAUGGGGCCAGCAACGGCGUAAUCAGCACAGUUUCCCUUCACAAGGACAAUGUUUCCAGGAGAACUGGCAGCAGAAAGAACGAGAGAAGAGGAGAGCAAAGCAGCGGCGGGAAAAUAAGAAAGAAAAAGUUUGCUGGUAUUGCGGACACUUGAAAAACCAAUGUUUCCAAUUCCUGAAAUGUCAAGAGACACCGGAAUCCCAAACGGCGCGGGAACCUUUGCGGGGUGUAAAGAAAAAGGGGACUGAAGCCAGGAGGGGGAAAGAGAGAAUCAGACGGAAGGGGUACGUGGAUGACCUCUUGGUGGCGGCACCGACUCAGCAAUCGUGCACAGACAACACCAUACGGCUGCUCACUCAUCUAGCUGAGGAGGGCCACAAUGUCAACCCCAAGAAGGUACAGUGCUCUGUCCAGAAAGUAACCUUUCUAGGACAUGAAAUUACAUCAAUGAAUAAGUCUCUCUCUCCAAAUAGAAUAGAGGUGAUAGCUAACAUACCAAAACCCAUUACAAAGAAACAAGUGAUGUCAUUUUUGUAAGACAUCUUAUUGCAGGACUUUUAUGGCUAACUAUUCUGAGAUGCAAGAACCAUUGCAUGACAUGAUUUAUGAGAAACCUUUAGCACCAUCAGAGAAGGUAGAAUGGACAGAGAAGGCUGAAAGGGCAUUUGUGGAACUAAAACAGACAUUACAGCAGGCACCCACUUUGGGGCUGCCAUAUCCAAAAAAAGCCUUUUAUUCAAACUGUGGAUGAAAGAAAUGGCUGUAUGACAUCUGUUUUGUUGCAAGAACAUGGUGACCAGUUGCAUAUUUUUCAGGUCACCUUGAUGCGGUGGCCAGGGGCCUACCAGGAUGUCUCAGGGCAGUGGCAGCUGCGGAGAAAGCUGUACAAGCCAGCAGUGAGUUUGUGGGAUACGCACAGCUGCGUCUGUUGGUUCCUCACUCUGUGUCUCAUAUACUGCUUGAACAGCGCACAUCUCACUUGUCUGCAGCAAGGUGGCUGCGUUAUUCCUGUGCAUUGUUACAAAUGUCUAAUGUCACAGAUGAAAGAUGUACAGUUCUGAACCCGGCGACAUUGUUACCUACACCUAAUGAAG
This is a messenger RNA of Misgurnus anguillicaudatus (oriental weatherfish), 1208 nucleotides long. Lineage: Eukaryota; Metazoa; Chordata; Actinopteri; Cypriniformes; Cobitidae. The record is from RefSeq and is a predicted model, not a curated record.